Molecule: messenger RNA, 1289 nt
Organism: Cantharellus anzutake
Lineage: Eukaryota; Fungi; Basidiomycota; Agaricomycetes; Cantharellales; Hydnaceae
Exons: 9
Coding region: 88-1155 (355 amino acids)
Source: RefSeq, a predicted model, not a curated record
UUACAUAAUCAGCAGCCAUCGUAGCAGAUCGCACUUUCUCGCAGCCCGGGCAUCGUUCGAGGCAUCACACACUCAUUAAUCCACAGAAUGUCUCCCGUCGCAGACCAGAGACCCGCCGCUCUUUCAUGUUCAUAUCCUUCCAACAACUUAAUGUCACAUUCCACUCUUGACCAUGAUCGUCUUAACCGCAAACACACUCUCCUAGCGUCAUCCGUAUCAUCCUCAAGUAGUAUGAAGAGUGGCUUUAGUACGGCAAAUAAUGUCUGGGGCGCUCUGGCGUCGAAGGCACAAACAUUCUUCUUGAAGACCGGCAGAUUCACAAUCAGAGGAAACUCCACGGGCAAGAGAAUCAAGCCCAUCACAAAGCUAGCCACUAUCUAUGAGAAACGCGCCGACGAGGAGCACAAACCCUCAAAAGCGUCAACGCCAUCCAAUGUGGAGAGAGAGAAAUUGAUUCCUCGUGCUGUUCUUGCUGUGGACUACAAGAGUCCAGUUGGAAUGUUCCAUAUGCCCAAGGCCAUCGGUAUUGUUCUCGAGUCAGAGCAACAAGCGGAGAGAUGCGUGGCCCCUGUUCCUGUGAAAUUCUCACCCCCUAAACCCAAACUUCCUACUCCACGUCGUGUCCCGGUGCCGUCCUUCGAGGAGGGCAAAGAAAAUGCCCCGCCCUUGAGGGAAUCUAUUAAUCUGUCUCCCGUCCCGGCGCAUUCCAUAGUAAAGCCUCCCACCGCAAGACCACAGAAGCAACGAGUGCGAACCACUCCGUCCUUCGUUAACCCGCAGACUCCUCCCAAACCGAAAGUGCGAUUAAGCCCUCGAACAGCCCCACGAACAACUCGCGUUCCAAGCCGAGCCUCAGGUGGUGCUUCGAAUAUCCCCACAAAACGCAUCACUAAGGGAGUUGUUCCAUCUGGCCAAACCAAACAAAGGGGUAAAGUUGCUACUAUCUCGCAGUCAGCUAAACCGGGUCAGGCCAAAUCGAAUAGCAUCUCCAAGUCUGUCCCAAAAGUCUCCACGGGUCCUCCCCGAUGCAGAGAACCUUCCACACAACAUCAUGCUUUCUUCAUCAGUCUUAAAGCGUCCGAUGGUAGUGACGAGUCUUCGAAUCUCGAGCCCCCUGCAGAUAGAUCUGAUAAUCAAACAAACCGCGUUCGGUAACCCAUUCUAGUUCUGUUCCCAAAAGGGAUUCACGGAGCCGGAUGCCCGCCUCGGCCGGCACUGUUUCCUUACCGACAAGGAUGCCUGCUGGGAAUGGAGCCUCAAAUAGGGACGUCAAAGCCGAAGUAUCUCGU